Molecule: messenger RNA, 1197 nt
Organism: Penicillium cinerascens
Lineage: Eukaryota; Fungi; Ascomycota; Eurotiomycetes; Eurotiales; Aspergillaceae
Product: adaptin-binding domain-containing protein
Exons: 3
Coding region: 1-1197 (398 amino acids)
Biological process (GO): vesicle-mediated transport
Molecular function (GO): protein-macromolecule adaptor activity
Source: RefSeq, a predicted model, not a curated record
AUGACCUCCACCUCCGCCCCGGAGGUCUCAAAACCGAAAGUCAAGAACAUCGCCAACCCCCGCCGCCUCCUCAUUCUCGCACCAACCUCCCAAUCCCUUACAACAAUCCCACCUCUCCUGCACUCGCUCACUGGCGUGCCCAUCGUCGAUCCUCCCCAGAAAGAAACACCCGACGUACAGAUCCCGCAAUCUUCCACCCCUCUACCACCGGGAACUACAGCACCCACCACAACGUUCGCAGGAUACACAACACACAGCCCCCUCCGCCUCUCAACAAAAUACUACACCGCAGAAGUACCAUUGUGGGUUGACGAGAUCCCGCUCUCGACAGAGAACACAGAGACAACUUCAACCCAAUGGCGCACGGAAUUCCUCAGCGCAGAAGCUGAGAUCGUGCGUGAAGCUGUUGGUGCUUUGAUAGUCUGCGUAAAGGCUCCGGAGCCGAGCUCACAACCGGGCGACAAUACGAAUCCUGUCGAGCGCGAGGAUGUGCGCGCUGUGCGGGAGCUAAUGGGCGACGUCGGUGUUGUGAAGUCGUGCAUUGAUGAGGAGCGCGGUGGGAUGGGCGAUGUUCCUGGUGUGUUGAUCUUGGUUGGAGGGAAGAAGAGUGCGCCGGGUACGUCUACGUUUAAGGCUAAAGACGAGGAUGGACUGGACCUUGUUGGUGAUGAGGAACUUGGGGAAGAUGCGGCGCCGUUGUCGGCUGGGUGGUGGGAGGACCAGAUGUUUGAUAUGGGUUUGCUUGGAUGGGAGGUUAUUGAGUGGGAUCCGACGGAGCAGAGUGGUAAAGUGACGAGGAAUAAGUUUGGAGAGUACGAAGGCAUGCCCCGUAUCAAAGAAGUCCUAGAAACACACGACUGGGCAGCAUCGGGAGAUACACUCGACGCCGACGAUCUCGGAUCAGACGAUGACUUUGACGACUUCGUGAGUGGUGACAAAUCGACACACUCGCGCGGUUUCGGGGAGGAAGUCAAUGAGCUGGAACGUGAGAUGUUCGGGUUGCGCAUGGCUAUUGAGCGUGGUGGAGAUGGACACGAAGAUAGUGAGGAGGAUGAGAAUGGGGAGGAUAAGGUUGAGUCUAUUGAGGCGCUAAUGAUGCGUAUGCAGUCUAUACGAGAUAUGAGCGCUGACAUGCCGGAGGCUCAGAGGAAGAGGCUCGCUGCGAAAGCUGUGCAGGAUAUUAUGAAGGAUUUAUGA